GCCAUAUUGUAUGUAAUACGGGGGUACAUGGGUUUGAUGUUGCACUGAGAGCUCUUGAAUCAGCCGCAUGCACCUUGCGUUGGUUCAGAAGUUACAGCAGUUGUAGCGGUGUACAUUCAUUGGCUGUGAGAGCAUAGCGCCACCGGAGGGCUGGGCUCACUGGGGGACGCGCCACGGCGCGGCGCUGCUUUCGGUCUCACAAUGAUUGAAUGAAUGACAUGAUCGGCACACGGAGGCGCAUCCGCUCGGUACGAUUUUAAAGAUGAUACGGUAAGCCGGCGAUGGAGCGCAGAGAAGAGGAGGCACCAGCCCGACAUCGACACGCUGAAGUUUUGGAGGCUUUUUGAGAUGAACAUUUCCUUCCCUCUUCGCUGAUCUAGAGCAAGGUUCCUCUGGCAGCACUCAGAAUCGGACAAGGUCAGUGAACAGCAGAGGAACAGCUGUCAGUCACCCCAGCUACAUCUAAAGGAAACGCGUCGACUUCUUUCCCUACUCCAGGAAAAGCCCUGCGUGGGCCAUGCCCAACCUGCUCAAUGCGGACACCUCUUUUAGCUCCAAGCAGGAGCUCCUCGAUCUCCGUGAUGGGGUAACUCUGGGUGUCUUGGACAACCCCAGUCCAGUGGACAUUAAAGACAAUUCCCCGGUAGGUUCCAGCAGCGGUAGCUUGGGCGCGGUCAACUCCAAGGCGCGGACCAAUGGAGCCACACCUUCAGAAGAGUGUCUCGAAGAGGAGAAGGACAGCCCCUAUGGGAUCAAGUUCAUCCCAGCAGAAUCUGAGCAGCUCUGCGGCUGGGGUGCUCUAACACCCCACUGCAUGCAGACGUUCAACACCCCUCGCUGGGUGCUCUUCUUUCUGUGCGUGGCCUCUUUCCUCCAAGGCAUGAUCGUCAACGGCUUUAUCAACACGGUGGUGACGUCUAUCGAGCGACGCUUCGACCUCCGCAGUUACCAGGCGGGCCUUAUCGCUAGCUCCUACGACAUUGCUGCCUGCAUCUGUCUGACCUUCGUCAGCUACUUCGGGGGCACGGGCCAUAAGCCCAAGUGGCUGGGCUGGGGAGUUCUCAUCAUGGCCUUGGGUUCGCUCGUGUUCGCCCUGCCGCACUUCACCACCCCACCCUACCAGGUGAGCGUGCCAGAGCAGACAGGCCUGUGCUCGGCCAACCGGACCAGCUCUUGCCAGGAGAGCGGCAGCAGCCUGUCCAGCUACAGGUUCGUCUUCAUGCUGGGCCAAUUCCUGCAUGGCAUGGGGGCCACGCCCCUCUACACCUUGGGCGUCACUUACCUGGACGAGAACGUCAAAUCCAGCUACGCACCAGUCUACAUCGGUAUUUUUUAUACAGCGGCCAUCGUGGGACCCGCGGCCGGAUACUUGCUGGGAGGAAUUUUCCUCAACAUGUACACAGAGGUGCAGCAGACGACGGAGCUUACGCCGGAGAACCCCCUGUGGGUGGGCGCUUGGUGGAUCGGCUUCAUCGCCGGAGGAGUGGCCGCUCUUCUCAUCGCGCUGCCCAUCCUGGGGUAUCCAAGACAGCUGCCAGGUUCUCAGCGGUAUGUGGCCAUGCGAGUGUCGGAGGCCCAUCAGCUGAAAGAUGGGAGUCAGCAGAAGGCAGCGGACCCCCAGUUUGGGAAAACGGUGAAAGACAUGCCCAGAUCAGUGCUUCUACUGCUGAAGAAUCCCACCUUCAUCUUCCUGUGCUUCGCCGGAGCCACAGAGGCCACCCUCAUCGCGGGCAUGUCUACUUUCGGACCCAAGUUCCUGGAGUCCCAGUUCAGCCUCAGUGCCUCAGAGGCAGCUACCUGGUUUGGCUACAUGGUGGUGCCUGCGGGUGGUGGCGGCACCUUCCUGGGCGGGUACAUCGUCAAGAAGCUGAACCUGCGCUGCCGAGGCAUCAUCCGGUUCUGCAUGCUGUGUGCCUUCCUCAGCCUGCUGGCCAUAUUCAUCUUCCUGAUCCACUGCCCCAACCAGCCCAUGGCUGGCGUGACCACCCCAUACCAAUCGAGCCUUCUCCAGUAUCAGCACCAGUACCUGGCUGACGUCCACAACACAAAAAACAGUUUGGAGCUGUUGGUGAACCUGACGGUGGACUGCAAUGCAGGGUGCCACUGCACGCGCGAGCUCUACAGCCCUGUUUGCGGAGCCAACGGGAUCAUGUACUACUCACCAUGCCACGCGGGCUGUGCUGCUAUCAACAGUACCCUAAGCAGCACAAGCAGACAGGUGUACUCCAGCUGCAGCUGCGUCAUGGGGAACGUGUCCUGGGGGGAGCAGGGAUUUGCAAAGGCAGGAAAGUGCAGCUCCUCCUGCCAUCACAUGCCUGCCUUCCUCACUUUUCUCUUCUUCAUCAUCUUCUUCACCUUCCUCUGCAGCAUUCCUGCCCUUACAGCAACCCUCAGGUGUGUGCCGGACAGUCAGCGUUCCUUUGGCCUGGGCAUCCAGUGGAUUGUUGUCCGGACACUCGGUGGAAUCCCGGGCCCCAUAGCAUUUGGAUCCGUCAUUGACAUCUCAUGUCUGCUGUGGCAAGACCAGUGUGGAGAACAGGGCUCCUGCUACCUCUACCAGAACUCUGCCAUGAGUCAAUACACCCUUGUGGCUGGGGUCAUAUACAAGCUUUUGGGGACAGUCUUCUUCCUGCUGGCAUACAUCCUCUAUCAGCCCCCGCCAGAGUCGCCGCAGAGCAGCUGUGAAAGCACAGACAAUGGGUUGGGGGACACCGGGGACCUCCCAGCAAAGGAUGCUCUCCCGGAGGUCAUCGCCAAUGUAAAUGCAAGGCUCUGACAUCAUCCUCCCGCCUCAUCUUCCCCUCCCAUGUCUGACAAUUCCCACCGUGUCCGCCCACUCCUCCGCUGAGACCACCGCCAUCACCACAACCCAAGCACGUCUCAUUUCACCAACACCGGUACGGAGUCAUCCACGUCACCUCCUCCUGCCUCCUGCUUUCUGUCUUGCCAGUACCUGGAGGUGAAUUUGAAUGGCGCUGCAGAAACUGACCAGGGGUCAAGGAUCAGGGGUUGCAGCAGCACCCUGACAUCUAAUGGUUGGAGGUCCUUAUGUUGAUUUUUUUUUCACUUGUAGAUUCUGCUGCCCUGCCUGGAAUGUCAAAGACGGAAAUCCAACUUUGAAAUUUUAAGCUUAAUGGCUUCCGAAAAUGUAGGCCGAUAUAUUUUUAAAUUAGUUAUGGUAAAGACAGACUUGUUUGUGGUCCAGUGGAGGUUCAGAACCAAGAUGGUAUUACUGGUUGAAGAAAACACAAAAGCUGCAAAUGUUCUAAAAACAUUCUGGUAUCUUGUUUAGCCAACACUCAUUCUGCAAAGCAUUCUUUUCAUUUAUUUUGACUGCUUUUUCCCAUUCCACUGUUUUCAUUCAAAGGUCAGAUUUAUUGGGCUUUCUACAGGUGUGGAAAAUUACCACUUUUUUUUUUUUGCGGAAAAAGGGAAAUAAUUUCAAUGUACUACAUCGAGGAAGGGUAAAGCUACGUUUUAGAAAAGGUUUAGAUAUUAUUUUAGAUUUUUUCCUGCUAUUCCUUGACAAAAAAAAUCUGGAUCUUAAUCAA
Scleropages formosus (Asian bonytongue) is the source of this 3551-nucleotide messenger RNA. It is a transcript of the gene slco4a1, whose product is annotated as solute carrier organic anion transporter family, member 4A1. The record is from RefSeq and is a predicted model, not a curated record. NCBI's taxonomy places the organism in Eukaryota, Metazoa, Chordata, Actinopteri, Osteoglossiformes, Osteoglossidae. Bases 518 to 2776 code for a protein of 752 amino acids. Gene Ontology annotation, molecular function: protein binding. Gene Ontology annotation, biological process: transmembrane transport; sodium-independent organic anion transport. Gene Ontology annotation, cellular component: basolateral plasma membrane. The transcript is spliced from 12 exons.